Molecule: messenger RNA, 1565 nt
Organism: Trematosphaeria pertusa
Lineage: Eukaryota; Fungi; Ascomycota; Dothideomycetes; Pleosporales; Trematosphaeriaceae
Product: SET domain-containing protein
Exons: 3
Coding region: 162-1493 (443 amino acids)
Molecular function (GO): protein binding
Source: RefSeq, a predicted model, not a curated record
GGCAGAUCUUGGGUCGCUUUGGGAAUACCAUUUCGGCCGGAUAUGGGAAUUUCAUGGCGUUUGGUAAGAAGGGUGGAGUGUAGCUGCUGCUUCUUCUACGUUCUUUCUUUCGUUCUUCCUUCACUCUUGGGUGGGUUGAGAAACAGUGCUUGGUCGACAAGAUGUAUUCUCCUCUUCGGAACACCGUUUGGCCUACCGCCUUAGCCCUCCUCCUCAGCACAGCAAUAUUCCAACGCGCAACCGCAACCGUCGGCGUACUAGACAUCGACGACCUGCUGCACACCAAAGACCAACAAACCUUCUCCUCAGACGACUCAGACUCCCCCUGGUCACACGACCCGCACUGCACCGUCUCCACAAGCCUCAGCACCCUCGGCCGCAAAUACUGCGUCUACACCUCCAACUUCACAGGCCCCACCGGCAUCUCCAUCAUCACCACGCCCAGAAUCGCCGCUGCGGCUGCCCCGCUGCUCGACGAUAACCCGCUCGACAACUUCCUCACGCCCGCGCAGGCCGAGGCACUGUACUUCAACGCGCCGCCAUACAAGGUCGUCGAUGUGCCGGAGAAGGGCGGCAAGGGCGUUGUAGCGACGCGGAAGAUUCGCAAGUUUGAGACGUUUAUGGUGGACCAGGCGAGCGUGGUGGUGGAUAUGAGUCUAGAGCGGGCGGUUUCGAGGGAAGAGAAUUGGAGCUUGUUGCGGGUGGCGGUGGAGAGGCUGCGGAAGCCGGGUGUGGUGCGGGAGUUGAGUGCGAAGCAUGCUGAUGGGAGGGAGGAGGAGGAGGACGAGGGCGAGGAAGAGCUGCUGGGCAGGCUGGAGGAGGAUGUCAUGAUGACGAAUGCGUUUGGGAGCCAGAUUGCGGAGACGAAGUUUCGGGCGCUGUAUCCGCUUGUUUCGCGCAUCAACCACGCCUGUCAUCCCAACGCCUUCGUCCUGUUCUCCCGCGCGGGCAUCUCCAUGGCCGUAAAAGCCUACCGGGACAUCGAGCCCGGGGAAGAAAUAAGCAUAUCCUACGUAACACUCGGGCAGCCCUAUCCGAGGCGCCACGACGCACUCAAGCGCUGGGGCUUCACCUGCACCUGCGCGCUCUGCUCUCUCCCCACGCAAGAGAAAACCGCAUCCGACGUCCGGCGCUCCCUGAUCGCACAAGCCGAGACGAAAAUCAUCGAGUUCUGGCAAGCGGGGAAGCCCACCGAGGCGAUCGACCUCACGCACGAAGCUAUCGAGAUCAUAAAGGACGAGGGGCUCGAGCACUUGCUUACAGACGAGUAUGCGCUGCUGGCGAAGCUGUAUUUGUUGAUCGGGGAGCGCGAGAAGGCGGAGCAUUAUGGGAGGAUGAGUUUCGAUUUGCUCGCUGAUAUGGGGUUUUUGGGGCAUGAUGUCGAUAGGCAGCGGGUGGAGUUGGAUAUUGAGAACUUUUUGGAGAUGGUGGGGGAUGGGAUGAGGGAGGUGAGGGGGACGUAUGUGCAGGAGGCUGAGGAUGAAGAGGUGUGAUGAGGUGGAAGUAAGGGGGUUGACAGUGGGAAUAGAACAAUUGGAGUUACUGGCGUGCAAGUACAGGAAUAU